This is a messenger RNA of Dicentrarchus labrax (European seabass), 7659 nucleotides long. It is a transcript of the gene nfia, whose product is annotated as nuclear factor I/A. The transcript is spliced from 12 exons. NCBI's taxonomy places the organism in Eukaryota, Metazoa, Chordata, Actinopteri, Moronidae. Gene Ontology annotation, biological process: regulation of transcription by RNA polymerase II. Gene Ontology annotation, molecular function: DNA-binding transcription factor activity, RNA polymerase II-specific; RNA polymerase II cis-regulatory region sequence-specific DNA binding. Gene Ontology annotation, cellular component: nucleus. The record is from RefSeq and is a predicted model, not a curated record. Bases 1234 to 2844 code for a protein of 536 amino acids.
AAAGCGGCUGGAGAGUUUCUGCACGAUAUUCUAAUCAAUACCGAUCGAUAAGCCCCCAGUCUGAUCAGCCCGAUAUUCUCCUGAGCGGCGGGAUCCCGGAGCACACAGGAACUCUGCACACACACACACACACACAUACACUCACACGCAGCGGCGGCAGCACCGGAUCCUACUUGUGAAACUGCGCGCGGAGGAUCGAUGCUUUCUCUUUGUGAUCGAUAAGCCGAGCGUGUGAUCGGUUCGGGCUCUGCAGGGUCAGUGCGCGCAGUCCGCAGUCCGGAGCUCCUGGAGGUUUCCCGGACUCGGAGCAGCAGACAGGCAGAGGAGCGGAGAGGAGGUGGCGCUCCGCUCUGCGUCCGGGACAACACCGACUCUCUCUCUCUCUCUCUCUCUCUCUCUCUCCCCCUCUCUCUCUCCUUCACCGUCUCCUCCUGCUGGAGAUAAAUUAACGGAAAGCAGCUGUCGGUUGUUUUAGAGGCGAGGCGGCCGUCUGGCAGCUCAGGGAUCCCGUUUUGCCUUUUUUUCUUUCUUCCUCGUCAGAUCUGUUUUUCGCGGGACUCCGCCGACAGCGCUGCCGCCGCCGCUGCCGCUGCACCGCGCCCUCCGUCCCGAGCACCGAGGAGCCGCACCGCCGCACGCCGGCCACAGCGCACCGCAGGACGGAUAGACAUGUUGCCGAGGUCCGCCGGUCGCCGCGGCUCUCCGGCGGUCUGAAAUGCACUUUCGGGACGUUUUGGAGAUUUGCACCGUCCACCGCCCCCACCGGCCGCUCCCGCCUCACCCCCCAGCACCGACACCGCACCGGGCCGCCCUGUGAUUGUUUAUUCUGAUUUCCACUUUCUCUAACGGGACUUUUCUCUUGUUGCUGGAGAUGUUCUUCGGGUCUGGGCUCAAAGUUGUGCGCUCCCCGGCGGAGGGCCUCUAACAGGUCCGGACAGUACAUGUAACCCGAGGCGGGGUCAAAGUUCAGCCCUGGUUGGAAAUGUGAAAGCGAAGGGGGCAAAAGGAGGGCUCUAUUUCCCCCUCUCUCACUCUCUCUCCUUCUUUUUUUCUGUUCUUUCCUUUUUUCACACACACACACACACACACACACGCGCACACACACACACACACACACACACACACACACACACACACACUACACGCACGCGCACACACACAGGCUGGAGUUACAGUAACACACACACAUAAACACACACACACCUUCCAGGUCUAGGAUUAGAUCCGACAGAUAUGUAUUCUCCGCUAUGUUUAACACAGGAUGAAUUCCAUCCUUUCAUCGAAGCCCUGCUGCCCCACGUCCGGGCCUUCGCCUACACAUGGUUCAACCUGCAGGCCCGCAAGAGGAAGUACUUCAAGAAGCACGAGAAGCGCAUGUCCAAGGAGGAGGAGCGCGCCGUGAAGGACGAGCUGCUCAGCGAGAAGCCCGAGGUCAAACAGAAGUGGGCGUCGCGCCUCCUGGCCAAACUGCGCAAGGACAUCCGGCCCGAGUUCAGGGAGGACUUUGUGCUGACGGUGACGGGGAAGAAGGCGCCGUGUUGCGUGCUGUCCAACCCCGACCAGAAGGGCAAGAUGAGGAGGAUCGACUGCCUGCGCCAGGCGGACAAAGUGUGGAGGCUGGACCUGGUCAUGGUGAUUUUAUUCAAAGGGAUUCCCCUCGAAAGUACUGACGGGGAGAGGCUGGUAAAGUCUCCUCAGUGUUCGAACCCCACCCUGUGUGUGCAGCCGCAUCACAUUGGAGUUUCAGUCAAGGAGCUGGAUCUCUACCUGGCCUACUUCGUGCACGCAGAAACCGGCCAAUCAGAAAGCCCCAACCAGGCCAGCGAAUCGGAUAUCAAGGAGCAGCCAGAGAACGGUCAUCUGGGUUUUCAGGACAGCUUUGUGACGCCCGGCGUCUUCACGGUGGCCGAGCUAGUACGAGUCUCACAGACACCAAUCGCAGCCGGCACCGGUCCAAAUUUCUCCCUGGCCGACCUGGACAGCUCCUCCUACUACAGCAUGAGUCCAGGAGCCAUGAGGAGACCGCUACCUAGCACCUCCUCCUCCAGCUCUGCCAAGAGGAUAAAGUGUAUGGAGGAGGACGUGGACAGUCCAGGAGAAGAGUCCUACUACCCCAGUCAGGGUCGAUCUCCGGGCAGUGGCAGCCAGGCCAGCAGCUGGCACGACGUGGAGCCAGCUGGAUAUAAGCUGCGUGGCUCUCUAGCUAGCUCAUUCAUCUCCCGACAAGGGAUGCCGUCGCCCGCCGGCGCUCUAAAGAAGUCAGAGAAGUCUGGUUUCUGCGGCGCCGUGCCUUCACCGAGCGGCGCCUCCUCCACCUCCUCCUCUUCUUCUUCCUCCUCUUCCCCCCGAACGGCUUUCACACACCAUCACCGGCCUGUCAUUACCGGGCCUCGAGCGAGCCCCCACGCUCCCCCCUCCAGCCUCCACUUCUCCUCCUCCCCCAUCCUGCAGCAGCCUGGCUCCUACUUCUCCCACCCGGCCAUCAGGUAUCACCCGCAGGAGACGCUCAAGGAGUUCGUCCAGCUGGUCUGUCCUGACUCCGCCCAGCAGGCCGGACAGGUGGGCUUCCUCAACCCCAACGGUAGCUCCCAGGGAAAGGUCCACAAUCCUUUCCUGCCGACGCCCAUGCUGCCUCCCCCUCCGCCUCCCCCGAUGGCACGUCCCGUCCCGCUGCCCGUUGACGCCAAGCCACCCUCCACCUCCUCCACUGAGGGGGGAGGCAACUCACCCACCUCGCCCACCUACUCCACCCCCACUUCAUCUCCAGCCCAGCGGUUCGUCAGCGUCGGACCCAGAGACCCUGGCUUUAACAUCCCUCAGCAACCACAGUGGUACCUGGGAUAAGGACUCCAGAGGCCCCUCCCCCCCUCCACCCACCUGUACGACAGAUCGCUGCAGCCUCCUCCUCGACUUUUGACCUUUUGAUGCCAGCUGCGACAGAGAGUCCUGUCUUGCCCCCCCGACCCUCCUCCCACUUUCUGCGCCUGACUCCACCCCCACCAGCGCCAUACACAGACUCAGCAGCAUCAGCAUGGCUACAGCGGAUCGCCCCGCCCCCGGUGUUAAACGCCCGCUCUGUAAACUGUAGACUUCCCCUGUAGACAUAUGGCUCAUAUGUCGAUGUCCAUAUAUAGUGCCAGACCCCGCCCCCCUCCCCCCCCUUCAAAACCAGACCAGGCUGAUCAGUCGGGGGGGGUGAUUGAGCGCCUUUGAUUUCUGGGAACGCCGCAAGACUGAAUCACAGAGCUUCCCCCUCCGGAGAAACUACUCUCCCAUCAUCCUCUGCGGCAUCCAGUGCACUAUCCGACCCCCCCAUCCUGGUGGGGUUGGUUUGGUUGGUGGGACAGGAUGGGAUGCACCGUUUUUAGGGGGAGAGGGGGGGUGUUACAGCAGCUAAUAUCUCCCCCUCGCCCUCACCCCACCUCUUGAGACUCCACCCCCAUCCUGACCCCGCCCCCUGGUUGGUGGCACGUCAGGGAGGGGGCGGGGGGGAGCCUCUUUCCAAGGACAUGGACCAGUGCUUAAUGGAAAGCAGUAAUUACCUGAACUACUCGUGGAGGGGUGAGGGGGUGACGGUGGGGAGUCGGGGGGGGGGGGGGGGUCACACAGGUGUGUUGAUGUGUUGCGACCAGACGCUGGUGGUUUAUCUGGGAGGCUUCUGGCUUCAUGGCUCAUUGAUUUUUUUUUUCUCUUAAGCCGUCAUUUUCAGCUGGUCCCCCUCCUCUUCCUCCUCUUCCUCCUCUAUCCAUCCACCAGUGCGGGCGAAGCUGAGGGUGGGGGGGCAGAAAGCUCUGGUGUCCGAACAAAACGCAGCGAGGCAGACAGGAGAAAACUCCACCAGUGGAAUAUUGAUCACGAGGAAAGUGCAAUUUUGUUGGCUAUAGCUGUUUGGAUAGUUAAAUAUCUUUGUAAGAUAGCUCGUUGAAAUCAGUUGUUGGAAAGUAUAUAUAAAAUAUAUUUUUCUUCCUAGUCCGCUCACACCUCUGGGACUCUAAAAUACUGGGGUACAAAAAGACGACGACACAGCAUCGAAGUAGAAACCAUAGCCUUGUGAGAAAUAAGGGGAGCUGUAUUCACAUUUAUUGUUUAUUAUUUGUUUGUUUGUUCAUCUUGUAAAGCUGUUAGCAUGGUAGAACAAGAAUCCCUUUAAGAAAUAUCAUUUUUAAAAAACAAUCAAUUUUUUUUGUUUGCUUAAAAGAGAAAAAAAAGCGAUUAACUUAUUUUAAUGAGCACAUCGUUUUACUUAAAACACAAAAAAGCUAUUAGAAUUUCUCACGAGGCGAAAUCAGGAGAAAAUAUAACGAGUUGUUUUUUCUCCGGUUUCUGUUGGCGAGAUAAUCUUUUAACGGGUGCCGCCCGGCGAACGGGUCGCCCCGACGAUCGGCCGCCCAGGGAGGGGGGUCUCCUAGAGGUCCCACCCCGGCGUCCAAUCAAAAGCACUUAUUCCUGCAGUUGGCCAAUGGGCCGCGAGUGUAAUCAGGGGGGUGUGGUUUAGCGAUGAAGAGGCAGAGCAGAGGGUAACUCUCUGGAAGCUUUCGUCCACAAAUAGACAGCCGAGCGCUUCACAUGCAACUUACCAUUUUAUUCAACUUCAGUUUUUGUUUUUCCUUUCCUAUACUAUAUAUAUAUAAAUAUAUACACACACACACACACACACACACACACUCUUACGACCAUCCAGCGUCGAUCAAAAGUGAAUUUAAGUGAAAACGUUAAAAAAAAAAGAACAAAAAAAAAAAAUCUGCAUGUUCUAGUGUUAGUGACAAAUUUUUCCAUAGAUGAUGUAGUUAGUGAGAUAAAGACACUAUAUUGUAAACCCAACAUCAGGCACUUGCCAGCAGCCGUCAUUAGUUUGGCCCCGUCGAGGCCUUUUUCUAUCGCUCCUUCACAAACAACCAGCUCUCUUCGCUUCUCGGCAUCUUCUUUUUAUUUCCUCCUCCCUCCUCUCGUCCCACGACACACAGAUCAAUUCUGCUUUUCACUUCCUCUUUUCAUCAAAUUGCACGAAAAACUGAUGUUCCUCAUCAAUGUGCCUUGAGCUACGGUCCAGAUCCAACGUGGAGAGUUUUAUUGUUUCUUCCUUUUUUUAAAAAAAAAACCAACAACCUUUAUUUUCUUAUUUUUCCUCCACUGAGGUUUUGUAGGUAAACUGGAGGUAAUGACAGUCUGAGCUGAAGAGCUUCCACAGUUACUCACUGGUAAUAUCUCAGAUUUAAGAGGUCUCAGGCCUGCUCUGCACUGCUCUCUGCCCCCCCCCCCACCUGCAGCGCUCAGCAGAGACCUCACAGGUGAAUCUAUACCAGCUACAAUCAUCUCCAGAGCUCCGCUAACGGACGGCAACACGCUGAAACCCAGAGAUGAGCACCGAGUCCCCAACAGUUGAUUUGAUUUAGCUCUUUAGUUGAGGGACACUUUGAGUCGGGUUAGCUAAAUUAAGUUUUGCAGCUUAGUGAAAAGUUCACUUUAUUUCCGAACAGUUUAGUCAUUAAAACACUUUGAUUUAGAUUUGCUAACCGUUCAUUUUACACUAAGGUUAACUAACAAUGUAUGUUAUUCCCAGGUGGUAGAGUUCAGCAGAUAAACCUGAGUGAACACAUUGAGUCAGAUUAGCUAACUUUGAGUUUAGCAGCUUCAUUUUAUUUCCUUGUCCCUCGGGAAGCCGCUUAGGUUUACAAUAGUAAAUAGUUCAUUUUAUUCCCCAACAGUUCAGUUGAGCAGCUAUAAAGGUUUGGCUCCUUAACUUCUAAAGAAUUUUGAUGAUUUCUUUGUAGUUUUUAUCUGUGAGAAUAUUUAGGAAUAUUUAAAACAUUUGUCCUGUUGAGGACUUUGCACUCAUUUCACUAAAUUUGGUGAUGUCCAGAUCUUGCUCGAGCCGAUGGAGUUAAUGGAUGGAGAUGGUUUAUAACUGCUCAUUAAGCUUCAGUGUACCAUGUUUACCCCCCACCCGCCCCCUUCAUCCUGUCGCUGCAAUCUCCAAACAGCAAAAACUUUUCGUCUUCCUGAUUUCAUUUUUCAGUUUGUUCUACUUUUGUUCCCAGAAAUGAACGAUGAGGACAUAAAAAUAUGCAAUACCUGCUUGCACUCACUUAGACUUACUUUGUCUUACAUUGUUUUAUUUUCCUUUUCUUUACUUUCAACCAAAGUUGGCGUGCACGCGACUGGCAUCGUGCUCUGUGGUCGGUCCCUAAAAAUGGUGAAGCCAGCCCCGCGGCGAUGCUCCAGCUAAGCUGAGCCGCCGUCGCUCGGGGGAAUCCUACUUCCUUCCUUCCUUCCUUCCUUCCUUCCUUCCUUCCUGUUUUGAUAAUCUACCAGACGGCCGCAAUACUACAUUCGGGUCUCUCUUUCCUAAAGUUUUUUUUUUAUUCCUUUGGUCACAAACAAGCCUUAAACAAGUCCAACUUCUUCUCCAUCGCGCAGAAAACAGUUAAUCGAAGACAUUUUUGAUGACGUCCAACAUUUUAACCGCGCCCCGCCCUGCUCGGCAGAGGAUUUAGUAAAUAAAUUGUUUACCCGUUGUGUGUUCAGUCCGUCUGAUUAAUUUAACGGACAGCGACGCGCCGCCGUCGGCUGUGAUGGUUUAGUAGUUCCACUUGUGCGGGUUGUGUGUUUCCUCUUAGUGUGUUUGUUUUUGUCUCUGUUCUUGCCUACCCCUUUAGCCAUGAGUUGGGCAUUACUUCCUUAAUUAUCUGCACUAAAUAUGAAAUAAAUGACAAUAGUGAAAAAGUAUUACAUUAAAAAAAAAAGCUUCCAGGGCUUAAAAAGAGCGAAGGGAAUAAAAAAAAAUAAUUGCACGGACAUUUUUUUAAGUGUCACAAAACCUUGUGAAACAGCCUAGCAUCUAAUCAGCGACUUUUGGCUGUGUGUGUGUAAGAUAAACGACAAAAUUGCACCCUUUUUAAAGAAAGAAAAAAUGAAAAAGACUAUAAAAGCAAUAGUUUUGGGCAGUGUGUUUUUUUGUUCUUGUGUUGUGUGUGUAAUUUAGUUCUGGUACAGCAGCGAAGAGACGCAGAGAAGAGUUAGCUCUUAACGGACGGCAGCAGGGGCCCCGGUCGGGCCCCGACUGGGAGACAUGUUUGUAUGUUGUAUAGUUUUAUUAAUUACACUGAUUUUAAAGCUGCCCUAUUUUAUAAUGCAGGACUUUUGUAACAUUGAUUAAAUGAGGAAAAACUAGUGUUGUGAAUUUUCUGAUUGUUUGUAUCGAGGCCACAUUACUAGAACUGGUUUGGUUUGUUUUUCUGGGAACUGGAUUUAAGUUGAAAACUUUCCUGUUUCCUUAUUUUCUUUAUUUUGUUUCUUUAUUUGCUUUCCUUUUUUGUAUGUAUUUAAGGACAUUUCCUCUGUUGAUGGUAUAGCAUAUUCCUGUACUUAAAAAGUAUAGGGCGCUGUGGUGAUAAGACCAUUGUAAAUGGAUGUUACAGUAUGCUGUAUGUUUUGAAGGUUAUUUGUUGCAUCAGUGUUGAUGAAGCUAAAUCUAGGUAAUUCUGAGGAAAAUUGGUAAGAAAAGCAAGCGUUUUUUUAUGCAUUUUAAAAAUUUAGUUUUAGGCAGGAGACAAUGACAUAGCCAGCCAAAGGAUGCCCCUACUAUAAAUGCAUCUAGGCAUCUUUUUUUGUGUUCACCAUUCCAUGCAGGAAAAUAAACAGCUUGAUUAUGCAACAUGA